GUGAAAGUUUGGCGUCGAGGCUGAAGGCCUCCUUGGAGGAUGCGCGGAGAGCGCCCCGUUUUCAAAGAGAAGACCAGGCGUCGCAGGUGAGUCCAAGUUUGCCGAAGGGAGGCCACCUUCGCGCCAGCAAGCCGCUGGAAGGUCUCACGCAGCUGGUCGAAGGGCGCUCGGGCUUCUUUGCAGAGCUGGCGAAGAGCGUUGGCUACGAGGUCCAGCGGCUGCUGCGCUUCACUCUCUUGGGCUACACCAACCCGCUCACGGAGGAGCUGGAGCGGAAAGCUCAGCAGCAGAUCUCCGAGGGCCUCAGGACUGUGCUCUCGCACCUGAGCACCUAUGUGGAUGAGGUCUUCAUGGCCUCGACUUCUCAGGUGCCGUCUCAGGAUUCCGAGGGCCUGCAGCAGCAGCUUGAUGCCAGCAUUUCCCAGGGCCAGGAGUUGCAGGAGGUGCUCGCCAAGAGCGACCGGAAGCUCCUGAAGAGCACCCAGCUCCAGAACAAGCUGCGCUCCAUGUACUACCAGGAUCUUGAGGCUCAGCGUACCCGGUUCAGGUCUCUCUUGUCGCGAUACCUCGAAUACUUCACGCCGGAGGACCUUGAAAUGGUGCAUGAUCUCAUGAACGUCCGCUUCUUCAACCCUGACUCUGCCUUGGACGAGGACACGGAGCAGCUGCUGCAGCGAAAGGCUGCAGCGCUGCAGGAAACCUUCAACACUCAGAAGGAGGGCCUCAUGCUGCAGCUGGCGGCGCUGAGCCGGGAGGAGACGGCGAUGCGGCAGAAGUUGGCCCUGGAGCAGAAGAAAGUGCGGCUGCUGCAGGCGCGCAUGGGCGAGGACGUCGACGAGGCUCUCGAGGAGGAAACGGCGACUCGCGAGGAAGACUCGGCGGGAAGGAGCCACAUGGCCUUCAUCAAGAUUACAGCCCUCGAGGACGCCUUGCAACAGCAGGCUUCCUGGCUUCAAGACUUGGACCGCAAAGACAAAAGUGAUGCACUGCAGCAAUUCCAGGUCCUGCUGCGACUUUGCCUUGAGAAGGCGGCAGCUGCAAAGGCUGCGCUCGAUGGGGUGCCGCCAGAUGAGCUGCAAGAGUCCUCGCUUGAGCGGCAAAGGGCCAACGUGGCCGAAAACUUCGCGAAGCUCGAGGAGAGCAAGAAGGAAGCGGCCGAGAAGGAGCUGGAGACGAUGACGCAGGCGCGUGCUCGCGCCGUUCUCGCGCCGGAUCGCGCGUGCUCUGGCGUGCUCGCGCUGUCGCGUUCUGCACUCCUUUGCCCCUUGCCGCCGCGAGGAGUUGGUGCGGCUGCGCAGCGAGGCGUUUCAGCGUUUCACACGCUUCGCACGCGAGACUGGCGAGACGGCCGAGAGGUGGACAGGGCGAAGAAGGAGGCCGUGGCGGUCUCCGCGGUUGGCGCGGUUAGCGAAAAGGAAGAGGGCCAGCUGGCUGACCCGGGAGCUGAGUCGGACGAAGGAGCUGCUGCAGUUCGGGGCCCCAGCCGCGCGGCCGGAGUCGCAGAAGAGCCGCAGCUUGCAGGAGAAGAGCCAAAGCUUGCGGAGGAUGGCCAAGAAAGUCGAGCGCCUGCAGGCAGUCGUCCUUGCUUCGCAGAUUUGGAUUUGCUGCUUCUUGGCACAUCGAGCGAGGCUUUGAAGCAAAAGAAGGAGGGCCACAGCAGCAAGAGAGAGACGAGCGAAGGCGAGGGCUUCUCCGAGCUUUCUCCGAGGGAGGAAGGGGAGGCUUCGGAGGAGGAAGGGGAAGACCCGGAGAGGCAGGACAGGGAGGAGGAGGAGGAGGGGCAACUUUCCGGCUCGGAGGAAAGCGUGGCGAGCCCUGUCUUGGGAACCGACUUCGAGUCGGCUGAGAGCGAGAGCAGCCCUGGCAGCCCUCCUCCUUCCACGAGACCGGCGGAGGCGGCGGAGGCGGAGGCUGCGGAGCAAACAGAAGGCGAGGCAGCGGUUCCAGCGGUUCCGGUAACGGAAGUCCCGCCUUCGGAAGAAAGCUGCGACUCUGCCCUUGCCCCCCUUGCCCCUUCGGGCCCGGGCUCGGAAGAGGGUCGGGUCGCAGAGGUCGCAGAGGUCACAGAGGUCACAGAGGCAGAGGCCUCACCGGCAGAGAUGGAGGCGGAGGCUCUCGCGGCCAGCCCGCAGGUGCGCGCUGCCACGUGCGCAAUUGCGGCUGCUUGUGGCUUGUUUCAGAGUGCAGACCUGCGAAGCGCGGAGCUCGAAAAGCGCGAUCUUUGGGGCCCCGGCUCCGUUUUCGGCCCGGAAGCGGCCGAAGAGGGAAGUUUGGGAAGCGAUGGUGCCCCGGCCGCGGCGCCGCGAGUUUCCAAGCAGCCGC
Symbiodinium sp. CCMP2456 is the source of this 2322-nucleotide messenger RNA. Lineage: Eukaryota; Dinophyceae; Suessiales; Symbiodiniaceae. The record is from the annotation of a GenBank genome assembly.